ACAUCAAGAAGAAAAACACAUAUGAUUGGUUCUGCAACACUUUCAAACCAGGAAAACACAUUGCGAUUGGUUGUAGUACGUCCUGUCGCUCGGGCCUGACGGGCAGGGGGGGGUUAUUGUGCGUGCGAGGUUGGUAGCGAGCGGUACCGGAGGCAGAUCUGGGUAGAGAUAUACGGUAACUUCACCCGGAAAUUCUCACGGCGACUCUCGUAGCUCCGGAACAUGGCUGGGGGAAAGGCUGGCAAAGACAGUGGGAAGGCUAAGGCCAAAGCAGUAUCUCGCUCACAAAGAGCAGGACUACAGUUUCCAGUGGGCCGUAUCCACAGACACUUGAAGACUCGCACGACAAGCCACGGCCGAGUUGGUGCUACAGCUGCCGUUUACAGUGCUGCCAUUUUGGAAUAUCUUACAGCGGAGGUGCUGGAACUGGCAGGAAAUGCUUCCAAGGAUCUUAAAGUGAAGCGUAUUACUCCUCGUCAUUUGCAGCUAGCCAUCCGUGGGGAUGAGGAAUUGGACUCUCUCAUUAAGGCUACCAUUGCAGGAGGAGGUGUCAUUCCUCACAUCCACAAGUCUCUUAUUGGAAAGAAGGGACAGCAGAAAACUGCAUAAAGUGACAACACCCUGCUACCCUCUACUAUUGUACUGUAACUGGGACAGAAAUGGGGAUAUGUGGAAUUUUUUUUGUUUUAAUUUUUUUAAAUAGAUAAAGGAAGAGCAUAGACACCAGAGUGUAGACAUAAGAGAAAACCUUUGUAUGUUUAGAUUCAAAGUUUCACAAAAGAAAAAGCUUCUUGAGUCAUGUGACUGAAAUUUGUGUGUUGAUUGGCUAGGUAUAUCCCGUGUGUUUUAUACAAAAAUGGAACAGAUAAACCAUUUUUUACAUAA
Messenger RNA from Bombina bombina (fire-bellied toad), 885 nucleotides. Its product is annotated as histone H2A.V. Gene Ontology annotation, cellular component: nucleosome. The transcript is spliced from 5 exons. NCBI's taxonomy places the organism in Eukaryota, Metazoa, Chordata, Amphibia, Anura, Bombinatoridae. The coding region runs from base 223 to 609 and encodes 128 amino acids. The record is from RefSeq and is a predicted model, not a curated record. Gene Ontology annotation, molecular function: DNA binding; structural constituent of chromatin; protein heterodimerization activity.